Molecule: messenger RNA, 1748 nt
Organism: Branchiostoma floridae (Florida lancelet)
Lineage: Eukaryota; Metazoa; Chordata; Leptocardii; Amphioxiformes; Branchiostomatidae
Exons: 2
Coding region: 269-1309 (346 amino acids)
Source: RefSeq, a predicted model, not a curated record
UCGACGUCAUUGGGAAGACCCUCGUAGAGUUCAUCAAACGAGAGGAUGAGAAGAUCAGAAGAGACCAAGAGCUCCGGAAGCUGUUCCGCAAAAAGGCGGCGGCGCUGGCCGCGAAGAUUGGAGGUGAUGGAGCCAUGCAGCAGCGGGCCUGCAGCGGCAGCGGAGUUACAGGAGAUGUCGGUCAGAUCGGAACCCUUAAAACGUCGGGAAGAACGUCUCCGGUACGGCGUGGGUCAGUCAGAGAUGCCUCCUAGCGACCAGGAGACAGAUGGCAGACUACCAGCCCAGCAGUACCCUGUCCAACAGCUCAUCCAACCAAGGUACAUUACACAGAAGAAGAGCAGCAACAAUCAGACAGGUCGCAAAGACAGACCGACCCGUUGCUGUGAAAGCCGGGAAAACCGACAACUCUGUCAUCUUGGGGUCAGCGACAGCAUCGAUGCCGAUGCAGGACCACUCCAGUACCCGAACAGCGAUGGCUGUACCAUUGAUGACGCCAACACCAGAUAGCAACAACAACACAAUCACGGAACCAGCGACACCAGCUUUGCCGGCAGUGUUGCCAGACAGGAUUCCUCUAGAAGACGCCAUACGACUGUUAGUUGGAACUGAAAGCAAGGAUGAUCCAAGUCUCCAUGUGCAUGUGAACAGCCCAGUGGCAACAACAGCACGAUCCCCCACAAGCGUUUUUCCCAAGGCGCGAGGUCAGAGCAGCUCAGGUACCAGUACUGGCAAAAUGGAACAAAGCAGUGGAGGUAGCUCCUCGGACCUCCUGCCUACCAGCCAGUCGACUCGUCUUGGCGACAAAAGGUCUAAGAAGCGUGCGCGCACCGGGGCAGAUACUGGUACAGGCAAACGGUUCAAGCCGCAGAGCAGCCUAACAUUAAUGUACAGCACUUGUGAGCCUGUCGAUGUGUUUGACGCGUCUUACAACGAAAAGAAAGACGACGGCUUCGACGGCUACGAGACCCCAACCCUGUCCCUGAGCCGCUCAGACGACGGGCUGUGGCACUCCUGUAAGCCGGUGAAUAGCCUGAGCAGACAGCCGCCUCUUCCUCCGUUAUACCGUCCCCGUCCCCCGGGGCUGGAGCACGUCCAGGACAGCCCUCCCCCGACCAGCCCGGGCUCGCCGCGCCACCCUAGCUUUCCGCUCCACCCUAGCUUACCACAGAGUCGGCGUUCGGGAGGACCCCGGCUCCCCGUUACAGUCCACCUCCACAUGUCCCGACCACAUGGUGGCCAGGUACCAGAACUACCUGUGGAUCGAGCCGUGCCUCUGGACCGACUCCGGGCUGUGCGAUAUGGUUGACGCGUCAGUCGACACGGCUGUGCCAAACAAGCAGGAAAGAUGCGCGUGCGAUGGACAUUUGACAAACAGAUGAUUACGUAAAAAAACGAACAAAACUAAAAAAAAGUUCUUUCAUUAGCGUUAUCUAUUUAUUACAAUUUUGUUUAGCAAUGUCAAUGAAGUAUUUCCCGUUGACGGUCCCAUGCCACACUUCCAAAUGCAAGCCAAACAACAAAGUCGACAAAAAAGUUUGGCCGUACUGUUUGGAUCAAAUCAAAACCUGAGCUUCAUUAUAUGUAAUUAUACUGUUGCUUAUAGGAAAGGGAAUAAAUGUUAACAGGAAUGACCAGAAGCACUAGUCGCUAUACAUGUGUGCUAACUAAUGAAAUGUGAGAUUAAAAGUAUACAGCUGCUUUACGUGUACAGUAUAUGUGAUCUGUGAUUAAAAAACACUUUUCAU